Molecule: messenger RNA, 1907 nt
Organism: Aspergillus alliaceus
Lineage: Eukaryota; Fungi; Ascomycota; Eurotiomycetes; Eurotiales; Aspergillaceae
Product: amidase signature domain-containing protein
Exons: 6
Coding region: 243-1907 (554 amino acids)
Source: RefSeq, a predicted model, not a curated record
GAAAGGUUGUGCAGGUAAACGAUAAUUUGGGGACAGUCCCACGGUGGGUUGACCACACGGCAACGAUGUAACCUGAGGGGGGAAAAUAAACUAUUGAAAAGGCACGAUUGCUGCAUGGAUGGUUUCAGUCCGCUGCAUCAGGAUAUAGAUCCUACGUUGAACGCUACUUUGAAGGCGGCUCACUUGCAAGGAAGCCUAUAGGAGCUGAGACUAAGUGGUCUGCGCCAGGAUAAUUUGAAAAGAUGGCGACUCACGAAGAUAAACCUACCUGGCAGGAAAUUUCCCAGCAGGUGCAAGCCGACCGAGAUAAUUCCAUUGCUCGGGUCGAGCCCCCUGUUCCUGCACUGCCUGAAACGCUUCCCAGCCGGGUCCUCGAUGUCCCCAGGGAUCUCCUUUCUUCAUCGGAGGUUUCCAUCACAGAGACUUCUGCUGAGGAACUUGUAGGUUCUCUAGCUGCAGGGAAGCUUACUGCAACGGUAGUCACAACAGCCUUUCUGCGACGUGCGGCGAUUGCCCAAAAAUUGACAAAUUGCAUCUAUGAGCUCCUCCCUAAGCGUGCCCUUGCUCGUGCGAAAGAGUUGGACGAUUACUUAGCCGAACAUGGAAAGACCUCGGGACCGCUGCACGGCCUACCGAUCAGUAUCAAAGCGCAUGUAGGAAUUGCCGGACGAGACAACACAGCGGGUUUCGUUGGCUGGGUGGGUCGAAAGAAUGAGGAAGACGCGAAUGUUGUCAAGAUUCUGGUUCAAGCAGGUGCCGUUCUAUACGCCAGGACGACUGAGCCACAAGGCUUGAUGGCGCUCGAAACCUGCAGCAACAUCACAGGGAACACUGUCAACCCGCACAAUACGGCUCUCUCCCCCGGCGGCUCCUCAGGAGGAGAAUCUGCCUUGCAAGCGCUUUACGGUAGCCCCUUAGGAAUCGGUUCAGAUAUCGGGGGCAGUAUCAGGUCUCCCGCCUCCAAUUGUGGGCUUUAUGGCCUCAAGCCCACAUGUAGUCGAAUUCCCAUAAUUGGAUGUGCCGCUUAUGUUAUCGGCUGCGAGACAAUCCUAGGCACGCUGGGCCCUCUCUCACCCACUCUCGGAGGAAUCAAUCUCUUCAUGAAGACUGUACUAGCUGCCAAGCCAUGGACCAGCGACCUAACACUGCACCAGAUCCCAUGGCGGGAUACCCAGUCUCACAUCUACCAAGAUGGGAAGAAAAAGCUCACUAUAGGAGUGAUGUGGGACGAUGGCAUUGUAAAACCGGCACCACCAAUCACAAGAGCUUUGCAAGAGACAGUUGAGCGUUUGAAGAUACUGCCUGAUGUCGAAGUCAUCGAGUGGAAGCCAUACCAACAGAAGGAAGCGCUGGAGAUCCUGACGAGACUUUACGCUCCAGACGGCGGCAAGGCUUUCGCCAAGAAUCUCGCCCUGUCGGGAGAGCCCUACGUCCCGCUCACAGCCUGGACUCUUCGUGAUACUCCCGGCAUCGAAGAGCUCGACCUACAAGGAGUCUGGGGCUGGACUCUGAAGCGCGAAAUGUUCCGCUACUCCUAUUUGCAAGAAUGGAACUCGGUUGCUCCAGAAAUGGAUGUGAUCCUGUGCCCAGCAUACCCAACACCUGCUCCACUGCUUGACACCUCUCGUUAUUGGGGAUACACUUCUAUCUGGAACCUGUUAGACUACCCAGCGAUUGUCUUCCCCGUCACCAAGGUGGAUCCCCGGCGCGAUGCGAAGGACAAUACAUACACUCCUCGUAAUGAGUUUGAUAGCUGGGCCCAUGAACAUUACGAUGUGCAGAAGCAACAAGAUGCGCCGGUCUGCCUACAACUUGUUGCCAAGAAAUUGGAGGAUGAGAAGGUCGUCCAGGCCUUGGAGGCUAUCAAGGAGAGGAUCGGCUUGCCCUUUGUGGACUGCUUGGCAUAA